UGCUGCCUGGUUCCCUGUGGCUGCCAGCCGGCACAGGCACGGGUGGCUCUGCCUGCCCCAACGGGCAGAGAUCCCCUCCGACUCCCUGACCAAAUCCGGGACACGCUGCCAUGCCGGCCAUCCUGCUUUUGUGGAGCCGCACCGAGAGGAAUAAGUAUUUGGCUCCCAGCAGCAUUGCCAUCAUGGGGAAAGACUAUUACAAGAUUUUGGGCAUCCAGUCCGGUGCCAAUGAGGAUGAAAUCAAGAAAGCCUACCGGAAAAUGGCCCUGAAGUAUCACCCUGAUAAGAAUAAAGACCCCAAUGCUGAGAAGAAGUUCAAGGAGAUCGCGGAGGCUUACGACGUCCUGAGUGACCCCAAGAAACGAGCUGUUUAUGACCAGUAUGGGGAGGAAGGUCUCAAAACUGGAGGUGGCUCUUCAGGUGGCUCAGGGAACACUUUCCACUACACCUUCCACGGAGACCCCCAUGCCACCUUCGUGUCCUUCUUUGGAGACUCCAACCCUUUUGAUAUCUUCUUCACUAGCAGCCGCUCCCGGGUAUUCAAUGGCUUUGACCAGGAAGAUAUGGAUAUUGAUUACAAUGAUGACCCUUUCAGUGCCUUUGGCCAGUUUGACUUCAAUGGCAUUAACGGUGUUCACCGGCAGCACCAGGAGUCCCUGCACACACGGAGAAAGGUCCAAGACCCACCCAUCAUCCAUGAGCUCAAGGUGUCCCUGGAAGAGAUCUACCACGGCUCCACCAAGAGGAUGAAGAUCACCCGCAGAAGGCUCAAUGCUGAUGGCCAGACCAUGCGGACUGAGGACAAGAUCCUAAACAUUGUCAUCAAACGGGGUUGGAAGGAGGGAACCAAAAUCACAUUCCCCAAAGAAGGGGAUGCCACCCCAGACAACAUCCCUGCUGACAUCAUCUUCAUCCUCAAGGACAAGCCUCACUCGCACUUCAAGAGGGACGGGACGAACGCGGUCUACACCGCAAACAUCAGUCUUAAAGAGGCCUUAUGCGGCUGCACCGUGAACAUUCCCACCAUCGACAGGCGGGUGAUCCCGCUGUCCUGCAAUGACAUCAUCAAGCCGGGGACAGUGAAGAGACUACGCGGGGAGGGCCUGCCCUUCCCCAAGGCCCCCAGCCAGCGAGGAGACUUGAUCGUGGAGUUCAAAAUCCGCUUCCCAGACAGAAUAGCUCCCCAGACCAGACAGAUCCUCAAGCAGCACCUCCCAUGCGCCUAGAGCCCAGGGACCCUCCUCCAAGCAGCAAUACUCCAAAUGCAUGUGCUGCAGCAUCUGGCCUGCAUGGAGCAGAAGUGCUAGAGCGCUUUCAAAUGCAAACACACACCCACCGCCCCCACACACACCACUUUCCCAAAAUUCCCAUCCAACCCACCCCCCCACCCAUCCCUCUUGGCCUGUUUUCUACUCUGGCAGCGGGGAGGCUCCUGCCCUGCCCAUCAUGGCUCUCUUGGUUGCCAAACUUUUUAUUUUUCCCUAGAGGUCCAGCUUUUCUGCCUUGCACAAGCAAGCAGCAUGGGCCCU
Messenger RNA from Aquila chrysaetos chrysaetos, 1529 nucleotides. RefSeq names its product dnaJ homolog subfamily B member 5-like. The transcript has 4 exons. Gene Ontology annotation, molecular function: protein-folding chaperone binding. Gene Ontology annotation, biological process: negative regulation of transcription by RNA polymerase II. The record is from RefSeq and is a predicted model, not a curated record. Gene Ontology annotation, cellular component: cytosol. NCBI's taxonomy places the organism in Eukaryota, Metazoa, Chordata, Aves, Accipitriformes, Accipitridae. The coding region runs from base 111 to 1226 and encodes 371 amino acids.